Molecule: messenger RNA, 444 nt
Organism: Quercus lobata
Lineage: Eukaryota; Viridiplantae; Streptophyta; Magnoliopsida; Fagales; Fagaceae
Exons: 1
Coding region: 1-444 (147 amino acids)
Source: RefSeq, a predicted model, not a curated record
AUGCGAAUUAGGGGCUUCGACGUGCACAGGGUAAUGGUUGAUGGGGGAAGUGGGGCUGAAAUCAUGUACCUAGAUCUAUUUAGAGGACUGGGGCUAAAGGAGAAAGACCUGGAGAGUUACAAAGCCCCACUCAUGGGAUUCGACGGGAAAAUGGUUAUCCCAAAAGGAAGAAUCAAGCUACCGGUCCAAGUAGAGAAAGAGGAGAUGUUAGUGGACUUCAUUGUGGUGGAUGCGUAUUCACCAUACACAGCUAUUCUAACUUGGCCAUGGCUACACACUUUCAGAGCCAUAUCAUCCACUCUGCACCAAAAGGUGAAAUUCCUUACUGAAGGUCGGAUCGAAGAAAUACGAGGAUACCAAGUCUUGGCGAGACAAUGUCUCAUCGCAACAAUCAACCAUCAAACCCCUCCGGAAGGAAUGGACGAGGCGCCACCAAAGUUAUAG